Messenger RNA from Mesorhabditis spiculigera, 1272 nucleotides. Lineage: Eukaryota; Metazoa; Nematoda; Chromadorea; Rhabditida; Rhabditidae. The record is from the annotation of a GenBank genome assembly.
AUGCCCGACGCAAAUCAACCGCUCAAAGACGAAGACAGAGAAGAAAAGAAAAAAGACGAUAGCGAGGACGAUAAGCCCGAGCUGACCCUGCCGAUGAUGAUGAACAUUCAGCAACUCCUCUUCAAAAACCUCCAACACUCCGAAUUCUUGAUGCACCAGCAGAAGCUCGCACAGGCCCAGUUCCAGCUCCAAAUUGUUCCUCCGCUAUUCCCGAUGACACGACCUCACGCUCCCCACCCAUUCUCCAUCGCAAAUCUCACCUCCAACCUGAGACCCGAGGAACCGACAGCGAACGAGCAACCAAAAGAAGAAGCAGCUGAGGUGGUGCCGGUGCCGCUUGGUCUGCACGAGCCACGACCGGGGAUGAGCGAUGCUGUACGCGGGGAUACACUCGACGGCUCGCCGGACGGGAGCGCUAGUCCUGAUGAGAAUGGAAAGCGCAAGCAGAGGAGAUACCGUACCACCUUCAGCGCCUAUCAACUGGACGAGCUGGAAAAAGUCUUUGGCCGUACACACUAUCCGGAUGUGUUCACUAGGGAGGAACUUGCUGCACGCGUCAACUUGACUGAAGCCAGAGUGCAGGUGUGGUUCCAAAACCGUCGCGCCAAGUUCCGCAAGCAAGAGCGCACUUCUCACCAUCCGUACGCCCAUCCGGGAGCUGGUGGACCAUUUGGGGCGGCCAACCCAAGCUUUGCUGAGGCGCAACUUUCGUUCCUGGCCCAACACCAGGAUGCCGCCCAACUUUUCGCCGCGUUGCAGCAUCAGCAGCUUGAAUCGAUGCUCCCCCUCCUCCCGGCCGGCUUGGCCCCCGCGGUCAUCAGCCGUAGCCCAUCCUCCCCCCGCACUGAGGGCCCAUCUCCGACCAGCCCCGCGCCACCUUCACUGCUUCCGAACCUUCCGCUACCAUUGGUGCCUACAACCACUGCCGCGGACAUGAACCCGCUGCGCAACUUGUUGAUGGCCGGUGGGUUGCCGGGGAUGCCCGGACCCGCGGCUAUGAUCUACAUGCAACAGAUGGCGGAAGCGCUGAAGUCGCUUGGAGUGCCAAGCAGCCUUGGCAUGAUGUUCCCCGGAUUGCCGCAACCAAGACUUUCCACGGAAUCUCCAGAAUCCCCGAAAUCACCGCCCUCCUUGGUGAUCCCCGACCUGGCCGCCAUCCUCGCCAAGGCCAACGAAGCGGCCAUGUCGGCCCCCGCCGCCCAAACAUCGCCCCGGCCACCACAGUCGCCUGCAGUAAAGGAAGAAUCCGACGAACCUCAGGACAAUUUGCAA